AUGUACUCUGCUCGCAGUCCGCUGGAGGACUCUUUCAAUAUCCAGCAGCAUUCACAGCCCACUUCUCGGCCGGCUCUAAGCAGACGCCCUACUCUGCUUCAACAAUCUGGCUUGUAUACGCCUGCAUCACCAGAAGCCAAUCGCUCUUCUAGGUCAUACUUCUCCUCUGGUUUGCAAAAUGACCGCUCAUGGCCGUCAUCACCAUGGCCCACGACCAACCCCAGAGAUUCGGGCUCUUCAGUCGGCUCGACCAGAUUGUCUUCAGCUGGAGGUCUGGCAGUCGGCUCUCAGAGAUCGCCUAACUUGCCUGUGUUUCCUCCAUCACCAGACUACUACAGCUCAUCCAUCUCAUCAAACCCUUACACGACAGCACCACCCCCAGGAUUUAACACAGUAGACAUGAAUAUUCCCAAUAACGCUCAACAGCUGCAGCAACUUCAGCAGUUGCAGCAACAGCAAAUCCAGCAGCAACUCCAACAGCAACAACAGCAGCAGCAGCAGUCGGGUAUGCUUCAUCCCAACUACAACUCCGCCGCCAUGGGCAACGACGGGGGUGCAAUGCUGCCUGGCAGCUCUCACCGCCGCUCUUCAGGUCGUGACGAGUUCGACGGGCCUCACCAACUACUAGCCAAGCCUACCAACUCGCACCUCGAGACUGCCGAGGCCGAGUUGAUCCAGCUUCCCGUAUCUCUGUACGCCGAGGAGCAAGAUUCGAUACUGACACGCGUCAACGACCGUCUCUCCCAAUGCGCAUACGACUUUGUUGCGAAAUACCAAUUCCCCAUUCCUCUGGAGCCUGACAAGAGACCCGUUCGCGUUCCCGCCGACCGUGAGUGGACAGAAUGGUGCUACCUGCUCAAGCGCCUCGCAACCAAACGCCGCAUCCCAGCCCGCGUUCUCUACAACGGACAGAUCAAGCAGCUUGUAACCGUACUGGAAAACUCACUCGAGAUGAGACACGCAGCCAAGCACCAAAGCAGACCUCUCAAGGAUGACCGCAACGUACUGCAGCUUAUUUCCGCCGGCUUGCAGGUUUCGAAGAUGCUCAAGGAUCCCGACGCCAUGAGGUACCUGGACGAGCUGUACGUUGCUGCCGAACGCUUGAUCGAGAGCAGACGUGGUACCCCGUCAUCGACCUAA
Messenger RNA from Aureobasidium pullulans EXF-150, 1140 nucleotides. RefSeq lists its product as uncharacterized. Lineage: Eukaryota; Fungi; Ascomycota; Dothideomycetes; Dothideales; Saccotheciaceae. The coding region runs from base 1 to 1140 and encodes 379 amino acids. The transcript is spliced from 2 exons. The record is from RefSeq and is a predicted model, not a curated record.